AUGGCGAGCAAGCCUCGAAGCUCUGAGGGCUGUUGGACAUGCCGCCUGCGUCGCAAGAAGUGCGACGAGGUCCGCCCGGUGUGCAUGGCAUGCGACGCUCUCGAGAUAUCAUGUCUCUACAGCGAGAUCAAACCAGAAUGGAUGGACGGCGCCGAGGGCCAGAAGGUCAAGGCCGAUGAAUUGAAAGCCGAGGUGAAGCGCAAGGCCGCAUUCCGCCGUGAGAGGAAAUAUCUCCAAUCGAUCGAGAACGGCAUCGAGGACCUGAGCAUGACCAACGGCUCCGAGUUCGAUAUGAGCUCUAGCAUAAACGUCAGCGACGAGGCUCAUGGCCGGCGCUUCUCUUCUCAGACUGCCACCAUCAAUAGCACGUCCCCAGCAUCAAGUAACGAGUCGGCCAAUACAUCUCAGCCGUCGAGUAUUAGCAUGCAACCUGCGUCAGCAUUGAGCGAUUUCACUUUUCCAUUUGUCAACGGCACAAUCGCGUCCGCUAUGACCGCUGGAUUGCCCUACCAGUCAUCCAGUUGUCUGUCUCUCAACUUCGAAAGGGAGCUUAACUCUGUCAUGAUGUAUCUUGACUAUGUAUUUCCUUUUCAAUUUCCAUUUUACCGACCUCCUCUCCUCCAGAGCGGACGAGGUUGGCUACUUGUGCUGCUACUCAGAGACAGGACGUUGUUCCACAUAAGUCUCAGCUUGGCAAGCUACUACUUCAGCGUUGUCCUAUCCAACACGACAACGGAGCAUGACUCUUGCAAGGUCUCAAACCUUCAGGAGCUGGUUAAACAGCAAGACCUUGCGCUCAAGGAGAUGCAGAAGGACAUGGAUGAGAUCAACCGGCGAGGCAUCAGGGGCUAUUUACAGGAAAGUGCUCGCGUCAUGGAGAGCAUGAUCCAGCUGCUCUGUUUCGAAGUUGCCAUUGGCCAAACCGGAAACUGGCAGAUGCACCUUGAGGCUGCCAUGAUCUUGUUUGAGCAGAUCAACGAAUCACACGCUGCACCUGGCUCUGAUGGGACCUUUUGCUGGUCCUCGAUCCUAGAACAGCUGGCUUCUGACGCGAUGCGCCCCACGCCCGAGUUCAAUGGAAAUCAUCCUUGGAACUCGGACCAGGCUGCUAUCCGAUUCUUCACGUCGUACAUGCUGUAUGCAGAUAUCAUCGCUAGCACCGCGCUCGAAGAGGCGCCUCGCUUGCAGAAAUGGCAUCCUCUUCUGUUACAGCCCCAGUCUCCGGAAAUCAGUGCCCUCCAUGGAGAAAAUCACGAUCGAGUCAUCCCGGCUCUCAAUCUCGAGGAGUUCAUCGGCGUACAGAACCCCACGCUGAUACUUAUCGGCCGGAUAUCGGAGCUUGCCGCCUGGAAGAAGGAAAUGAAGCAAGCGGGCCAGUUGUCAGUCGUCGAGCUUGUCAGCCGAGCAACACAGAUUGAGACAGAUCUGCGGAGGUAUGUCACAUGCAUCGACGCAGGUGCCGGCUUCCUGGACAUAAAUACAAUCAAUCUCUGCGCCUCCUCAGGCACUCCUGAAACUAUGACUGUCGCCCCCAAUCCACUUGAUGUCCUCGGGCAGUACCAGCACGGACAGAUGAAUAAUUUCACCACACUAUGGGUCACGCGUAUCUGGGCACAAGCGGCGUUGACAUAUUUGUCGGUGGUGGUCUCAGGCUGGCAACCUGGUAGUCCGGAGAUUCGUGAGAGUGUGGGAAACACGAUCAGUCUCCUAUCACACCUCCCGACUACGGCGUGCCUACGCACUGCAGUGUGGCCUUUCUGCAUUGCUGGCUGUUUGGCGAUGCCUGAGCAAGAGCACGUGUUCCGCGAUAUGGUUGGCGGUAUGGGCUCACUAGAGAUCUUUGGGACUAUCAAGGAAGCACUGGCGAUCAUGGAGAAUGUCUGGGCGAACAGAGUACACAUCGAAAAGGCUGCCGACAGCUGGGACUUUGCGGCCAGCUUGAGGAGUCUCGGCCGGAGUGCAUUGUUGGUCUAA
This is a messenger RNA of Phaeoacremonium minimum UCRPA7, 1974 nucleotides long. Its product is annotated as putative c6 transcription protein. Lineage: Eukaryota; Fungi; Ascomycota; Sordariomycetes; Togniniales; Togniniaceae. Gene Ontology annotation, biological process: positive regulation of transcription by RNA polymerase II. The transcript has a single exon. The record is from RefSeq and is a predicted model, not a curated record. The coding region runs from base 1 to 1974 and encodes 657 amino acids. Gene Ontology annotation, cellular component: nucleus. Gene Ontology annotation, molecular function: zinc ion binding; transcription cis-regulatory region binding; DNA-binding transcription factor activity, RNA polymerase II-specific.